Messenger RNA from Lathyrus oleraceus (garden pea), 999 nucleotides. RefSeq lists its product as uncharacterized. The record is from RefSeq and is a predicted model, not a curated record. NCBI's taxonomy places the organism in Eukaryota, Viridiplantae, Streptophyta, Magnoliopsida, Fabales, Fabaceae. The transcript has a single exon. Bases 1 to 999 code for a protein of 332 amino acids.
AUGUAUCAGACUGUUGACUCAACUGUUGCUGGUGACGAAGUAAGGUUUGAGGACUUCAGGGAGGUAAAGGAGAUCAUGCAGCUCCUUGAGAAGAAAUUCCGAGAUCUAGAAGGAGACCACAUAUUUGGAUCUGCUGCCAAAGAAAUAUGCCUUGUAUUCGGGUUGGUGAUUCCAGCAAAAUUCAAAACUCCGGACUUCGACAAAUACAAGGGGCACACUUGUCCAAAAAUCCAUCUCAUCAUGUAUUACUGCAAAAUGGCUGCACACGUGGAGGACGACAAGCUAAUGAUCCACUGUUUUCAGGACAGCUUAAGUGGGGCUCCUUCCAAAUGGUAUCUAAGUCUGGAUCAGAAUAAGAUCAAGUGUUUCCAGGACCUGUCAGACGCGUUCAUAAAACAUUACAAAUAUAAUAUGGAUAUGGCGCCUGACAGAAGACAGCUGCAGAGCAUGUUCCAACAUGACAAGGAGUCCUUCAAGGAGUAUGCUCAAAGAUGGAGGGAACUGGCUUCUCAGGUUGAACCACCUCUUGCUGAGAAAGAAUUGGCCGAACUGUUUAUCGACACUGUCCAGCCUCAAUUCUAUGAGAAGAUGGUUGGAAGCGCUUCCCUGGGAUUCUCGGAUCUUGUGGCUAUCGGAGCUCGUGUUGAAUGUGGUGUAAGGAAUGGCAAACUGGCGGCUGUAGCUGGAACUUCAAAUGCUAAUCCAAAGAAGUUCUCUGGAGGGUUUCCUAGAAAGAAGGAAGGGGAAACAAAUGUUGUGACUGCUGGUCAAGGAAGAGCUCCUCCAAGGAGACCACAACAAUACUCACCUCAGCAAUAUGUUCAACAACCAAUUCCCUAUCAACCACCCAUGUAUCCCAUCCAUUAUGCUCCACAACCAUACGUAGCUGCUGUGAUGCCUGCGUUCAAUCAACAACCUGCUCAGGCUUAUCAAGCGCCUCCAGUCUAUCGACCAGCUCCAGUUCAACAACGUGCUGCGGCUCCUCCAGCUUAUCAAUAA